AUGGAUUCUCUGGCUGUGGUCGCCUCACUCCUGGGACUUUUGUGUCUAGGUCCAGUCAAUGGGGGCCUCAGUGAUGAUUACAUGAGCAGCGGAGAAGCGCCAUAUAUUAUUGAACAGCCACUGGAUGUCACAGUUGCUAGACAUCAACCAGCUACUUUGAAUUGCCGAGCUGGAGGAUCACCAGCUCCUACAAUAAGAUGGUACAAAGCUGGAGUUUUAGUGGUGUCAGAGGCGCAUAGGAGUAUUUUACCUGCGGGUGGGUUAUUCUUCUUACGAGCAACUCAUGGGAGAGCUCACUCGGAUGCUGGUGUUUAUUGGUGUGAAGCUACCAAUCCUUAUGGAACAGCUAGAAGUCGAAACGCAACUUUACACGUUGCUGUUCUUCGCGAAGAAUUUCGUUUAGAACCAGUGACUACACAGACAGCACAAGGAGAAACUGUAAUAUUAGAAUGUUCACCACCACGCGGUACACCCGAGCCAACGGUAUAUUGGAAGAAAAACGGACAGAUUCUACAUUUCGAUGGAGAUGCAAGAAUGCACUUAGUAGAUGGAGGAAGUCUUGUUAUACAAGAUGCAAGACAAACUGACGCGGGUAGAUAUCAAUGCAUUGCAAGGAAUGCCGCUGGCACUAGAGAGUCUGCGAUUGCUACGCUUAGAAUACAUAUUAAGCCGUAUUUAAUUGCGGGGCCCGAGGAUGUUGUCGCUCAAACUGGUGGAAGUGUUAUUUUCCAAUGUAGAGUGGGUGGUGAUCCUCUCCCUGACGUGCUGUGGAGAAGGACAGCCAAUAGUGGUAACAUGCCACUCGGUCGUGUCAAAAUCCUUGACGACAGAAGCCUCAGGCUUGACAAUGUUAUUUUAGCAGACGAAGGGGAAUAUACAUGCGAAGCUGAUAAUGCAGUUGGUGCAGUAAGUGCUAGCGGAUACUUAACCGUUCAUGACCCACCAUCUGUCGUGUUAAAACCAAGCUCCGUUAUAAUAGAAAGUGGCGAGCUCGCAAAAUUUACUUGCGCGUCAACAGGAAAACCAGAACCAACAAUGUUUUGGAGCUUGGAAGGAAAUAGAACAAUUAUAUUACCGGGUACGUCAAGAGGAAAAUAUCAUGCCUCGUCUAUAUUAGAUGGUGUAACUGUAUUAACAAUAAAUAAUACAAAUAAAAACGAUAGUGGCCACACCAUAGUUUGCUCAGCGGUAAACUUUGCUGGCAGUUCGAUUGUCAGAGGAAAACUAACCGUCACAUCAGACGAUGACCGCCCACCGCCAAUCAUAACAAACGGUCCCUCUAAUCAAACGUUACCUAUAAAAUCGAUGGCAGUUUUCCCCUGUGCAGCCAUCGGCACACCUGAACCAGUCAUCGCUUGGUACUUUGAAGGGGAAGCAUUAAUACAAAAUCAUAGGAGAAAUAUUUCUAAUGAUGGAACACUUAUUUUAAGAGAUCUAAACAAAGAAGAUAGCGGAACUUAUACUUGUGUUGCUUCCUCUCAGCACGGAAAGUAUGUUUGGAGUGGGAUGUUGCUCGUAGACAGUCCAACAAAUCCUAACAUACACUUUUUUAGAGCAGCUGAUACCUCAGCAUUACCAGGGCCACCAACUAAACCACUUAUUUAUAAUAUAACUGAUACAAGCGUUACUAUAACGUGGAACCAAAAUAAUAAAAUAGGAUCGUCGUCAAUUCUUGGCUACCAAAUAGAAAUGUUUUCAAGAGAGACCCUUUCAGGAAAUAAUACACCAAGAAAUUCUCGCGGGUGGGUUGUUGUUUCUAAAAGAGUUCAUCAGACCCACUACAUAGUCAAAUCCUUAAUUCCUGGGAUAACCUAUAUGUUUAUUAUAAGGGCGGAAAAUUCACACGGCCUGUCGGGGCCAAGCCAUGUAUCGGAGGCUGUAACAGUCGGAGAAGAUACAAAUUCCUUGUGGGAAGGAGGACUAUACACAAAUAGUACAGAAUUUAAAAAGAAUAUUAUGACUGACAAUAUUGUAGAACUUAUUGAAGCCACACCUAUUGAUUCUAAAACAAUAAAACUUAUGUGGGAAAUAUUGAAUUUCUUCUACUUGGAAGGUUUAUUCAUAUAUUUUAAGCCACUUGAUAAUAAAACAACAGAAUAUGAGAUAAAAACUAUAUUACAUUCCAAUGAUGUGUCCGGGUAUGAAAUAACAUCUUUAAGAAAAUAUAUGAGAUACGAGUUCUUUUUAGUGCCUUUUUAUAAGAAAUUUGAAGGAAAACCUUCUAAUUCAAAAAUUGCUCAAACGUUAGAUGACGUUCCUGACGGGCCUCCGACAAACAUUGAAAUGUUUAUUUAUAAUACAACGACAGUACACUUAAAAUGGCAUCCUCCAGAGCCUAAUAUGCAAAACGGUGUUAUUACUGGAUAUAACGUCGUUUUAAAUUGGUUGGAUAUACCUGCUAAUAAAUCGAUGGUCGCUAUAAAUACAACUGUUCAUCAAGCUACCAGCUUGAUAAUGACAAAUUUAACUUCCGGCGUUAGUUAUUCCGUACAGAUUGCGGCUGAAACUAUUGUCGGCUUAGGUCCGUUUAGUCAAAAAGUUUAUUUGAACAUUGAUUCCCGUUCUGUCGGAUUAGACCCAUUAUCGAGAUAUCCAGGCAAUGGAGAAGUUUCAAUAGUUGCGGGAGAUUUUGUAAUGGAAACGUGGUUUUAUUUUUUGAUUGGAGCGAUUGUCUUAUUUAAAAUUGUUAUGAUUGGUGGAAUACUCUACGUAAGGAGGCACAAUAUAUUCGCGAAAAAAUCUGCACUUCCUAAUAUAUAUGAUUCAAACGGAACAAGCUUAGUGACUCAAAUGAAUAUAAAAGCGGCAGUCUCGUUAUCACAUCCACUUAGCAGUUGUUACAAUAAAAAUGCGGUUACAAAAACGGAGUCCCUUUUAUGGAUGGAAAAUCAACCCGGAUUGUGCAUGUCAGGAAGCCAAACGAAUCAAAGUAAAGAUAAAACUAAUUCGGAAUACGACAAAGUUACGCCACAAUUGCCUGAAUAUGCAGAAGUUUCAGCUGCUAGGGUAAACGCUAAUGAAUGGAAUACAACAAAAACAGCUACUUCUCCUGCUGCCUACGCUUCGGUUACGCUCGUCGCGAAUACCAGACAAUGUGUCAGUUCUUUGGGCUGGUUUCCUGCAGGAACUAAAAAUAUUGAUAAUUAUGAAAACCGCUAUCCACCAGACGAAGAACUUUAUCCAGCUAGUAACGGUGGCUAUUACAAUCGAAAUGUAUACAGUGAAAAAUAUUUUCAAGGUCACCCUAAUGUGCUUAAAUUUUAUGAUCUGCCAUCUUUAGAAAAAACACAAAAGGCUCAAAUUAGAUAUAACCAAAGCUUAGAAGAAAGGAAAGGAGAUAAAAAUGUAAAAACGGACGUAACGCAAUCUUUGAUAGGUAGAAGUUAUGGUGUGAGUUCUCGGAAAAAUUCACAAUCAGAAACGACAUACAGAGCAUUUGGAGAGGAAGAGUCCGAUGAUGAUAAUUACGGAGACGACGGUUGUUACGAUGAAUUACAGGCGAUGCAGCCACAGCGUCAAAGACCCAAACAUCAAUACGAGAGGCCUAACUUUGACAACGAUGCUACAAGGACAUUGGCUCGAUUGACGUCUUUUAAGCAUGGACAAAAUGUUCUAAGUGAAACUCAAGGAUCUCAUACACCCAUUCCCCCUCCACCCGCUCCCCACCCACGGGUAGAUUCAGUGACGCGGUAGUAUCACGCCUUGCCGGUUUUCGGCGACUUGUGCCAAACGGACGUAUAGAUGGACAUCUUAGUGCAC
Melitaea cinxia (Glanville fritillary) is the source of this 3759-nucleotide messenger RNA. Its product is annotated as roundabout homolog 2-like. Gene Ontology annotation, molecular function: protein binding. Lineage: Eukaryota; Metazoa; Arthropoda; Insecta; Lepidoptera; Nymphalidae. The record is from RefSeq and is a predicted model, not a curated record. The coding region runs from base 1 to 3693 and encodes 1230 amino acids. The transcript has 10 exons.